Molecule: messenger RNA, 2351 nt
Organism: Puntigrus tetrazona (Sumatra barb)
Lineage: Eukaryota; Metazoa; Chordata; Actinopteri; Cypriniformes; Cyprinidae
Gene: tmem232
Product: transmembrane protein 232
Source: RefSeq, a predicted model, not a curated record
AACUUUCUCUUUAUAUUGUUUUGUAAUAUCAUUUAGCCAUUUCUUAUUCUCAUUGUGAAUGUAUUUUAUUGCUUUGACUGUAUCCUCAGAGUGUUGUUUUAUGAAAAAUAUAAAAACACUGAGUUGACAUAAAAAGGCAUAAAAAGUCAAUUAUAACAAAAAUAAUCGCAUACUUAUGACGUUUAAUCUCUUUGCCAAUAGCUUGUUGUGUAACUUCCUGCAUUACAUUCGGCUCUUUAAAAAGUUUGUAAGAUAAUGUUGACAAUAAAACCAUAGCAACAUUACGACAUCCUGACAGUGUGACUGUUAGCAUCGUGAGAGACUUUCCUGGACCUAUCAAUAUGCCUAUACUCAAAAUUCCUAUCAAACAUUAUUUAGGAAUAGUGUCUCAGUCUCAGCAAGAGGAUUUCAAGAAACGUUUCAGAAAGAGGGCUGAAGAAACUGGUACUGCUAGAAAUACCACCGGUGUCAGAAGAAACCCAUUGGAAACAACAGAAGGCUUCGUCGAAAAAUACAAUCGAGCGCAAGGAUGCAAAGAGCAGGAACAGUAUGAAAAUGCUGCGCAGCAGUUUCUAAAUCGAUGCAAGCGUCGUGCAGGAUUCACACGUGGAGGCGAAGGCAGAUGUCUUGAUCUCCCCUGGGCCUGGACACGGCUUCUCCUGCUAAGUUCAUGCAACGGAAAAGUCAGAAACGAUUCUCUGGACGUCCUGGUCGUAUCACUGGACCACGCACCCGUUGAUCCAGAUCAGAUCCCUGCGCUGUUCCACCUGGCAGAGUCAGCCCAGCGUUUCCUGAGCUCUGAAACAACUCUUUUGGGCCAGCCAUGUUCUUACGAAGUGAAGAUGCUGCAGCUUGGUUAUCUAGUCUCUCUGAGGCUGCUCGUCUUUAAACUGACCGGUAAUUUGAAAGGACACCAGCCAAGCAGCGUCUAUCUUCACAGCCUGAAAGGGCUGUUAAAAUGUGAGACACGUUACCGAGAGCUUCCCAACAUGUUAUUUGCCGCUGACUUCAUGCUGCGCGUCGGGGAGGAUCUGUGCGCUCUCAGACUCGCCGACGCCGGUUCAGUGCAGGUCUCUGCGGAAGCACGGGAGCACGGUGUUAACCAGAUACUAUGGCACUGCCUUCUCAGCUAUCGCUGCGUGCAAAACAAUGGCGCUCGGCUCUCUCCGGUGAUCAAACGGCUUAUGUUGCUGAGAGAUAAACUUCAACACGACAACUGGGUCCACUGCGGGUUAGGACUGAUGAUCCUGGGAGAGGCUGCUAAAUCUAGCAUGCUCUGCCUUCAGACACUUAUGAACCUUCACGUGACUCAAAGACAAGACCGUUCUCAGGAAAUGACAUCGCAGAGCGCGUCCUGGCCGUGGCAGCUGGAGCACAUUUACUGCUCUGUUAUGAUCGACGUUUGCCAAAACAGCUACUGCGCUGAGCUGAAGAAAACAGCCCUCGGUGGACAGUCAAACUCUGCUCAGCGCAGGCCUUCUGGAGGACUUAUAAGCUUGCUGAAACAAUCGCAUGAAGACGCGUGGAGGCUGCGGCACGGUGUGGUUCAGGGUUUGACACAGAUCAGCCGCAGGAUCACGCUUCAGGGAGCUUUGAGGAACGAGGCCCGGUUAACGCUGCAGGAACACCUGAAGCAGGAGACAGACCCCCGUGUCACGAACGCUGUGAGGAUCACCCAGGGUGAUAAAAGGCUUCUGGAGAAGCACAGAGAGAGGAUGAGAAGUUCACACGCGGUUGAAGUAAGCGUAUGUGCACAGAGCGAGCGGAUCACCGGUCGGAUAGCGCACUCUCUGUCCCAGAUCUGCUCUGCAGACCACCAGCACAGAAUAAAAACCACCGAACCCACAGCCGGGGCCGGAAGAGGACGCCCUGAACCCGUCGCACCCCGCUCGGUUACCAAAGACCUUCACAAAACACCAAGACAGGGAAAACAUGAAGCUUCUCAUCUGGACCUGAGAACCAGGACUGAUAUUGAUCUGAUUAAAGUUGUGGAAGAUCAAUGGCAAAAGGAACUGAAAAUAAUGGCGGAAAGAGAGGAAGAGAUUGAGAAGACAGAGCUGGAGGAAGAGGAGAAGAGCAUGAAGAAACGCACGAAAAAGAACACAAAACCUUAUGAGUUACCAUGGUUUUACAACACACCACGAGUCUAUAAAGCAAUGAGAAAAAGUCCUUAAAAACCAACCCAAAAAGUCUAGACAGUAUUUAUUUGUUUGUAACAUUUCUUUCAAAUGACACAGAUGAACAUUCGGUGGCUAUAAUUGUAAUCGCCAACACUGGUAAAAAGAUGCAUACUCUUCAGAUAGUCAACACAGUUUUCAAGAUUAAAAAAAAAAAAAAAAAAAAGGAAUGUU